Molecule: messenger RNA, 2433 nt
Organism: Manihot esculenta (cassava)
Lineage: Eukaryota; Viridiplantae; Streptophyta; Magnoliopsida; Malpighiales; Euphorbiaceae
Product: phosphatidylinositol 3,4,5-trisphosphate 3-phosphatase and protein-tyrosine-phosphatase PTEN2A
Exons: 13
Coding region: 234-2096 (620 amino acids)
Biological process (GO): dephosphorylation
Cellular component (GO): cytosol
Molecular function (GO): phosphatidylinositol-3,4,5-trisphosphate 3-phosphatase activity
Source: RefSeq, a predicted model, not a curated record
UUUUGAGCUCUGACCGAGAAGAGCGGGUGACAUGACCAGAGUUCAUGAUUAGCGCAACAUUUCUCAGAACCUACUUUAUCAUUGCAUUUUAAUUUUCCCGGGUUCCCAAUCUUUUGAACACAGGAAUAGCCUUAAUUCAAGAUUCAUAUCUGUUUGACACUUUACAGGCUCUGUAACUUGGCUUUCUUGCUGGGAUCGGUGCAUAGACGGUAGGCCUUAUAGCUGAUUAAAGGAUGGAUUCUGAAUCUGCUGGACCUCAUUGCAAAGUUUCUAAUAAUGAUUCCCCCGCCAAAGAUUCUAAUACUGAUUCCCCAGCCAAAACUUCCAAUGGCGAUCCUUCUGCAAAUACUGCCACUAGGCAUGAUGGUAAAGAUAGUGAAUCACCUGCUUCAGGCAUACAAUCCCAAGCUAGCAGUUUGAAACUGCCACAGCCAACAGCACCUACAACAGAUUCCCAGACUGGAGCUUUUGGGAUUUCUAAAUUUGCUCGUCUCACUAGUGGCCUAGGAUUGAAUUUUCCUUCCAUGACUCCAGGAGCGAAUGAGAGGUCUCAAGGUAGCCCGGCAUCUGAACAAGCUGGUGUUCUUGAAUCUUUCACUAAAGGCCUGGUUGAUUCAUCUCGAAGUGCUGUGAAGGCUAUGCAGGCCAAGGCACGUCAAGCUGUAUCUCAAAAUAAACGUAGAUAUCAGGAGGGAGGGUUUGAUUUGGACAUGGCUUAUAUCACUGAAAAUAUAAUUGCUAUGGGUUUCCCUGCUGGUGAUUUAAGCUCUGGGCUUUUUGGGUUCUUUGAGGGGUUCUAUCGAAAUCACAUGGAAGAAGUGAUCAAUUUCUUUGAGACUAAUCAUAAGGGAAAAUACAAAGUGUACAAUCUUUGUUCGGAGAGAUUAUAUGAUGCUUCAAGAUUCGAGGGGAAGGUAGCGUGCUUCCCAUUUGAUGACCAUAACUGUCCACCUCUUCAGCUGAUAGCAUUAUUUUGUAAAAGUGCAUAUUCAUGGUUGAAAGAGGACAUAGAAAAUGUGGUGGUAGUACACUGUAAAGCUGGUAUGGGCAGAACUGGCAUAAUGAUAAGUAGUCUACUUUUGUUCCUGAAGUUCUUCCCAACGGCCGAUGAAGCUAUCGAUUACUUCAACAGGAAAAGAUGUCUGGAUGGGAAGGCUCUAGUUCUCCCAAGUCAGAUUAGGUAUGUCAAAUACUUUGAACGUACAUUAACAUACUUCAAUGGAGAAAAUCAACCUGGACGAAGGUGCAUGCUUAGGGGAUUUCGGCUUCACAAAUGCCCUUAUUGGAUAAGGCCCUCUAUUACCAUAUCAAAUCAUAGUGGGGUCCUGUUCUCAACAAGAAAGCAUCCAAAAACUAAGGAUUUAAUGCCAGAAGAUUUCUGGAUUAGUUCACCAAAGAAAGCGAUAGUCAUAUUUGCUCUACCAGGAGAACCAGGCCUCACAGAGUUGGUUGGGGACUUCAAAAUACAUUUUCAUGAUCGCCAAGGAGAGUUCUACUGUUGGUUAAAUACAACGAUGACAGAGAAUAGAAAGACACUAAACGCAUCCGACUUUGAUGGGUUUGAAAAGAGAAAACUGCCUUCACCAGGGUUUCAAGUUGAUGUUGUGAUGAUAGAUUAUGAUGGUACCAGUUUGCCAACAAGGUCUAAAGCUGAUUCUGCCACUAGAGGAUCUGAUAAUGCUACAAGCACAGAUUAUAGUCUGAAACCAAGUGGUGGAGCUGCAACUAGUUCCAAAAGAGUCUCCGAAAAUGAAGAUGACGUAUUCUCAGAUAGUGAGGGAGAAGAAACCGAUUCUUCGAAAAGUAGGCAGGCUACUAGCCCUGGAGUUGGAUCCACUCAAUCUAGUCACACAUCUAAUAUCACAACAGAGCAAAUGAGGAGCUUAACACAUGGAACUGAGCAAAUGUCACUCGGGAGUCGAGAACCUUCCCUUAUUAAUGCUUCAGCAGGGCCAACUACUGACAAGAAUGAGAAACCUUCCUCAGGCUUUGAGACUAGAGACCUGGAUUCUGUAGUGGUGAGUGACUUUAGGGCAAUUGCUGCUGAUGCUUCAGUUUUCAGUUUUGGAGAUGAAGAAGAUUAUGAAAGCGACUGAAGUUUAUUGCAGCUCAAGUGUGUGAGAGAGAUGCACAGAUGAGUUUUUCAGAAGAAAAUGAAAAGAUUUGGGGCAAUUUGGAGAUUGGAAGUUCAUUCAAUUCAUUCAUACCUUUCAUUCAUUCUUGUCAUUUUUAGGACAGGAAAAAAGUUGUACCAUUUUCCGAGCAGCUCAUUUCUCUUCGAGCAUAAGUUGCUGAAAUUUCAAACCACAACUUUUGGGGCAUGUUUGGCUCCCGUUAGAAAUGGAACAAAAAUGAGAAUGAAAAUGAAAAUGGAUGUCAUCCUGGGGAUUGAUUAAAUUUGAAGAAUUCUAUUUCAAUUCAAUUUUUUGAGAG